ACUAUGGUAAUGGUUAACCAGAUAAUUCUCUCAGGGGGUGGGAAUUGAAAACAGUCACAAUUUAUUCUGUCUCUUCUCUGCUUUCCCGCCGUCAAUGACUUGAAUUCAUUCAAAGCAGGACUCAGAAUGGAGGAGACGUCACAACAAGAGAACCAAGAGCUGGAAUGUAAAAAUCCUGAUGAGGACCAAGGGGGGAUCCGUCGACGGUUGCGGGACAGGAAUCUUCUCAGGAAGAGGAAGGCUGAAGCAGAAGCAAAGGAGACUAACCAGGUGGAGAGUCCGAGAAAAAGACCAAGAGCUGAAAACAGUGGUGAUAAAAGGAGAGGGAGGCCCAGGAAGAACAAGCCACUAGAGAUAUCUUUCGCUCAGGAAGAGACAGCAGUGCCUCAGGAAGCUCCCGCAGUACUGCCUGUACCUGCCGAGGUCAUACCAGAACAAGCAUCAGGCUCCCUGGAAUCACAGCCAACCUCUGUCCUUGCUGCCCCAGGUCCUCUGACCCUGUUUGGAUCCUUCCAAAACCCUGUCUUUACUCCAACUCUGACCUCUCCAGCCCUAGUUGAUCCAACUCAAGCUCUCAUUUCACUCUCACGUCCUGCUCCCUCCACCACCAAAGUUCUAGAUACAGCUCCCGUCCCUGUCCAAGAAAUGGCUUCAGGGUCGGCUUCAGCUCCAGUUGCUGUUCCAGUCCCCACCCCAGACCCAGAUCCAGUCCAAGAGCUAGGCUCAGCCCCUUCAGAAAUCCCUGUUCCUACUGCAGCUCCUGACCCUCAGUCAGCCCCUGACCAGGUGGAGACCCUCUACACGGGCACACAAGGCAAGGAGGCCCUUAACCAGGUCAUCAUUGAGGACUUGGGCCCAGAUGAAGAGGAAGGCAUCACUCUAUCACAGGAAAAUAAUGAAAAAGAUCUGAGUGGGACGCCUUCAUUCACUGAACCUGAACAAAGUAAAAUGUUCUCUGUUCCAACCUUGUCCUCGCAGCCUCUUCCACCAGAGUAUCUCCCUGGAAAUUCACUUUAAUUCUUUUGAAGAAAUAAAUAAUGCGUCAGUCAAAGCCGAGCUGCAUCUUUUUCAGUCAGAGUUUGAAUCAGAUUUUUAUAUGUUAACGUGCAGCCUAUUGGUUAAAGAAAACAUACAGGUCAAGCAAACACUUUGCCUAUUUGAUGAAUGUAUGAAUUCACAACAAACCUGUGUGCCUAUUUAUUCUGGUUGUGCUUCAAGCUGAAGCUCAUGAAUUUUAUUUUGUAUAUUGCAGUUACUUAACAGCAAAUUUUACUGCUUUUAUUUAAAGAAUAAAUGGCCUAAUUUACUGUUAAUGAUGUUUUUGUAAUUGUGGAUUUAUUUGAUUGAAUUUGUAAAAUUUGUUUAACACCAAAUAAAAUACCCAGCGAACAAUCACA
Notolabrus celidotus (New Zealand spotty) is the source of this 1397-nucleotide messenger RNA. It is a transcript of the gene hemgn, whose product is annotated as hemogen. NCBI's taxonomy places the organism in Eukaryota, Metazoa, Chordata, Actinopteri, Labriformes, Labridae. The transcript has 4 exons. The record is from RefSeq and is a predicted model, not a curated record. The coding region runs from base 127 to 1017 and encodes 296 amino acids.